GCGCGGCCUUCCCUUUGGUCGCACGCCCAGAGCGGGCAAGUGGGGGCCGCCGUUCCCCCGGACCCCUGGGGCAGGACUCUUAUACCCUCGUUCUCGCCUCCCCUGGGAUCCGCGCGCGGGCUGGCUCUGGAGGGCAGACCCCGGGGCCGCGCGCCCCCCGGCGUGGGAGCGGGUGGGAGCGGCGGGCGCCGGGGGCGGGGCCCGUGGAGGUCGGCGGUGUCCUUGCGGCGCGGCCCGGGGUGCGCGUGUGUGUACGCCGGGCGUUCGGCGCGGCCACUCGGUCUCUGAGGUGUGGUCCGCGGGCAGAGCUCACCAUGUUGUCCCGGGCAGCGCGCAGCGCGAGCAGGACGCUGGUGCCGGCGCUGGGGUCGCUGGGUUCCAGGCAGAAGCACAGCCUCCCCGACCUGCCGUACGAUUAUGGCGCCCUGGAGCCUCACAUCAGCGCCCAGAUCAUGCAGCUGCACCACAGCAAGCACCACGCGACCUACGUGAACAACCUGAACGCCGUCGAGGAGAAGUAUCUGGAGGCGCUGGAGAAGGGUGACGUUACAACUCAGGUAGCUCUUCAGCCUGGGCUCAAGUUCAAUGGUGGAGGCCAUAUCAAUCAUUCCAUCUUCUGGACCAACCUGAGCCCUAAGGGUGGUGGAGAACCCAAAGGAGAAUUGCUGGAAGCCAUCAAACGUGAUUUUGGUUCCUUCGACAAAUUUAAGGAGAAGUUGACCGCCGUGUCUGUUGGCGUCCAAGGCUCAGGUUGGGGUUGGCUUGGUUUCAAUAAGGAACAGGGACGCUUGCAGAUUGCUGCUUGUUCUAACCAGGAUCCAUUGCAAGGAACAACAGGUCUUAUUCCACUGCUGGGGAUCGAUGUGUGGGAGCAUGCUUACUACCUUCAGUAUAAAAAUGUCAGACCGGAUUACCUAAAGGCUAUUUGGAAUGUAAUCAACUGGGAGAAUGUAACAGAGAGAUACAUGGCUUGCAAAAAGUAAAACAUGAUCAUUACAUUGAGCAAAAUAAGCUUCUCACGACUAUUUUUGUAGUAGUGCAGAGUACCGUAGUAUGCCAGUAAGCUGCUCUUUUGUAGCAUUUCUUAAUGUAGCUUGUUCAAGCAUUUGAUGAACAUGAUUUAAUGCUAUGAAUUUCUUGUUUUCAAAUUUUGUUAUUGGGCAACU
Molecule: messenger RNA, 1166 nt
Organism: Mustela erminea (ermine)
Lineage: Eukaryota; Metazoa; Chordata; Mammalia; Carnivora; Mustelidae
Gene: SOD2
Product: superoxide dismutase 2
Exons: 5
Coding region: 315-983 (222 amino acids)
Biological process (GO): superoxide metabolic process
Cellular component (GO): mitochondrion
Molecular function (GO): metal ion binding; superoxide dismutase activity
Source: RefSeq, a predicted model, not a curated record